Thlaspi arvense is the source of this 2096-nucleotide messenger RNA. The record is from the annotation of a GenBank genome assembly. NCBI's taxonomy places the organism in Eukaryota, Viridiplantae, Streptophyta, Magnoliopsida, Brassicales, Brassicaceae.
AAUUUCUCGAGCAACUCUAUGGAAAUGACCUGACCUUCUCGGAACCUUCUGUGUUAAGGAAAACCAAAAAUAUCUUGAGUUUCAUUUUUGGGACCCUUAAUUUUUUUUUUAUCCUCUUAUCGUUUCCCUUUGUUUCAUAAAAUUUCAAUUUCCCGAGAAAAUUUUCUCGAUCGAUUCCACUCCCCAGAAACGAGAGCUCGUUCUUGUCGGCAGUGUAUAACUUUCUCGAUUCUGAUUUCAUCUGACGACUUUUUUUCGUUAGCAUUUUCUGGAUUUUGGUUUGAUCGGCGAAAGAAAAAUGGGGCAACAGCAAUCGAAAGGGGAAUUGCUGUAUCAGCAAGUGAGUUACGGUAACGCGGAAGGGAUUCGAGCUCUUCGUCGAGAUGGUGCAGACCUCGAGUGGAUGGAUAGAGAAGGGAAAACACCUUUGAUCUUGGCUUGCAUGAACUCGGAGCUAUAUGAUGUCGCGAAGACUUUGAUCGAAUUGGGCGCCAAUGUUAAUGCUUAUCGUCCUGCUCGUCAUGCUGGGACUCCUCUGCAUCAUGCUGCAAAAAGAGGUCUUGAGAACACUGUUAAGUUGCUUCUUUCGCAUGGUGCAAAUCCACUUGUUCUCAAUGAUGAUUGUCAAACACCACUUGAGGUCGCUAGAGUCAAAGGAUUCAGCAAUGUCGUACGUGCAAUCGAGAGUCACAUCUGCUUGUUCUCUGGAUGGAUGCGUGAGUUUUACGGCCCUACCUUUCUUGAUCUAUUUGCUCCUCAGCUUCUUUCAAGAAGAGUAUGGGUAGUCAUCGUACCAACUGGUUCAAGAAACCCUACAAAGCCUUUCAAGCUUGAGCUGGUUGUGUACGCUAGUCUGCAGGAUGCACAGCCACGCACGGUGAUGCCACUGUGGAAAGCAAACUUGGAGGAACCAAAAGCGAAGCAGUCUGAUACUUCAGUGAUGAUUGUUGAUAACUCCGCAAUCCCAAGCCGCAGGAGGCAAAGACGAAGGGCCUGCGCCUCCCACGGGAGGCGUAGGCCUCAAUUAGUUAGGCAAACACGUCUUAAACUUGCUCCCUCCAUUGAAGGUGAUGGACAACAGCUUAAGUGGUUUUGUGAUGCAUGUAAAGGAAUCCCACAGCCAAUGCAUCCUCCAAUCUUUCUCCAAACAGCACCAUCUGCACCACCACUUCACUCUGCUAACAGUGAGACACCAAAUAUCAGUCACCAUUUCAUCGGUGAAGCAAGUUCAUCAACCGCUCCAAGCUCAUCAACUGCACCACCUCCUCCUCCUCCUCCGCACUCAGGAAAAGCAAGCGGCUCGGGUUACAACAGCCAUGAAAGUGUUGUUAUCCAAGAACCUUCACCAUCAGCACCUCCAUUGACAGCUGAUGGUACAGAGACCAUAGAGGAAGGUCCGAUUCAUUACCCAUCAAUCGAUUCAACACCUGUCGAUGUUCCAUCUCCUUCUUCUCUACCAGCUUCAGCAUCUGGUGAAAAGAAUGAAGACGGGAGCUCUGGACAGUGUUCGAUAUGUCUCGACGCUCCAUCUGAAGCGGUUUGUGUCCCUUGUGGUCAUGUCGCUGGAUGCAUGUCUUGCUUAACCGAGAUCAAAUCCAAGAAAUGGGGAUGUCCGGUUUGUCGCGCCAAGAUCGAUCAGAUCAUUAAACUGUACCGUGUCUGAAAUUAGACAGGUAACAACGACAGCUCCACGUGAUUAUAUGAUACUAUCUCUCUCCUUCAUUGUGUUGUGAGAUUAAAAACUUUUUCAACCAUUGAAACUGUAUCUCUCUCUAUUUCUCAACCAAAGUGAAAAUACCAUAUUCUGUCUUAAACAAUAUGUUUAUACAAUUCGAAUUUAAAAACAGUCCCUGUGUUUUUUGUAUAUAUGUUUUGGACGAAUUGAAGAAUGUAAAGAAUCUACAAUAUUUUUUAUUUAUAGUUAAUGGUAUCAAAUCUUGGGUGUACUGUAUUUUUAUUUACUUGAAUUAUUGUAAUGAAUCGUGGAUUGGUUCCCAAAAGUAAGAACAGCAUAAGUUAAUCAUUGUACGGAAAAGAUGAAUGGUUAACAUACAGUUUGUGUCCAAAUAACUUUUCCGUUAAUUACUCAAUUAUCG